AUGGAUUCCCCAAUCGUGGCCCAACUUUUUCGACAGCUCUUCCACCAUCGUCCUCCGGGCUGCAAGGGCAUCAGGAACCUCCCCCGCCUUCGCAAUGGCCUCCGAACUACUGCUAUCGUCGGCCAUGGCCAGAGCCGCUUCUACGUUGCGGGACGGCCCUCUAGUGAUCGUGGAAUGAAGAAGAACGAGAGUCGAUGGCAGCAACGGACGAAUAUCUUGCCCCAGGAUCGAUCUGCAGAGUUCGCAGAGUACCCUUAUAUAUCUGCGGCGGAGCUCAAAGAACGAACAGAACGGCCACGCAAGGCCGUCAUUUUCAGUCCUGGCGAGCCCUUUGACUUCAACUCGAUGCACGACGAGAUCGAGUUCCAAUCCGAGCUAGGCCGCCGAUAUACCGAAUUCGAGGACAUACUCGACGACCGCGAGGGCGAGAAUCCAACACGCCAGCUGUGGCACACACCCACCGAGCUCUUCCGUCCUUACUACGGCGAAGCCAUCGCCCGCUACCUUGUCGCCAACUACCGCCUUGGCACAUACCCUUACGAUGAUCUUCUUAUCUAUGAGAUGGGUGCCGGUCGCGGAACCCUCAUGCUCAACAUCCUCGACUACAUCCGCGAAGUCGACCCCCAGGUGUAUGCUCGUACUAAGUUCAACAUCAUCGAGAUUUCAUCUACCCUCGCCGCUCUCCAGAACAGACAUCUUUUGUCGACGGCUGCGUCCCGGGGCCACGCAGACAAGGUCGAGAUCAUCAAUCGCUCUAUUUUCGACUGGGAUCAUUACGUCCCUUCGCCAUGCUUCUUUCUCGCCAUGGAAGUCUUCGAUAACUUUUCUCACGACGGUAUUCGCUACGACAUCACCACCGAGCAACCCCUGCAGGGCCACGUGCUGAUCGACAGCGAUGGUGACUUUUAUGAGUUCUACUCGAGAGAACUGGAUCCUCUUGUAGCACGAUACUUCCGAGUUCGUCACGCUGCAACGGCAGGAAACUAUCCCAAGCCGUACCCCAGCAAUGCGGUUCUGCGCUACAUCUCCAGCAAGAUGCCCUUCGCUGCCAAUCUUUCCGAUCCCGAGUUCAUCCCCACUCGGCUCAUGCAGUUCUUCGACGUUCUCGAAAAGUACUUCCCACGCCACCGUCUUGUGACGUCUGACUUUGACUGGCUACCUCAAGCUGUCAAGGGAAUGAAUGCGCCUGUUGUUCAGACAAGGUACCACAGAAGGAUGGUGCCCGUCACGACACCUUUAGUUCACCAAGGCUAUUUUGACAUUCUGUUCCCUACAGACUUCCAAACCACGGAAGCCAUCUACCGUGCCAUCACGGGUAAGCUUUCCCGUGUUACGUCGCAUGGCGAUUUCAUGCGCAAGUGGGCGUAUGUUGAGGACACAGAGACUCGAAGCGGAGAGAACCCCUUGAUAUCCAACUACCGCAAUGCCAGUGUUCUUGUAACCGUGUAG
Molecule: messenger RNA, 1449 nt
Organism: Fusarium venenatum
Lineage: Eukaryota; Fungi; Ascomycota; Sordariomycetes; Hypocreales; Nectriaceae
Source: RefSeq, a predicted model, not a curated record